GCUUCGAUCUUUCGACAGGAGAAGCUAUGCAAGUCCAAAAUUUUGCAGCACUGGGGUUUCUGUUAGCAUGGGUAUGCUUUGCUGUUUCAUAUCCAACGAAAAGCACAGAACAGAAAGAAACCUACCAAGUUUGUGAGACACCUGCCUGUGUCCAGCGAGCCCGGCUUAUCAAUGAGUCCCUGAAUAAGUCCGUUGACCCAUGCACUGACUUCUACUCAUACGCCUGCGGUGGAUGGAUGUCAAAACACGAGAUACCAAAGAGCAAGCCAAUGACAGGCAACCUCAUCCUCCUCAACGACGAACUCAAGGAGACACUGCGAGACCUUUUAGGAAACGUGACCCUCGUUGGCGAGAAACAGAAUGUAACGGACAAAGCUGCUCUCGUCUACAAUGCUUGCGUGGCUGUUCCAGAUCUCAAAGAUAGACGUGACGUCGUCCUUGCUAUAAUGAAUGCUUCUGGUCUCGCUGAGUGGCCGAGAACGCGCCAGGACAAAUGUAAGAGAAGCAAAGCUCUCAACUCAACGGACGUCCUCAUCCAGACAAGAAUUUCUACGGUCCUUUCACCUAGUGUCUCACGGGAUUUCCAGAAUCUUAGUGCUUACACCAUUCAGCUUGAUCAGCUUCAAUUCCCGAUGGUGGGUAGAAACCAGCUCAUCAAUCAAACCACAAACUACAGCAAGCCAAUCAUUGCUGCUUACAAGAAUGUCAUUCAAGUUGCAAUGAAGUUCAUGAAACCCGACCUUGGUGACAGCGAGCUCAACGAACUUUCCGACAGGCUUCUUGCUUUUGAAAGAAAGUUGGCAAAUAUGACAGCACCCCCUGAAGAGAGGAGAGACACGAUGAAGAUUUAUCACAGAACCACCAUUGAUGAACUGGAGAGAAAGUUUUCUUACGUACCUAUUCGCGCUUUACUUCAGAAUGAGUUCUGUCGAGUAAACAUUACGUUAGCUCACAACGAGACUGUUGAACUGUUCGCUCUGGAGUACUACAAAAAACUAAACGAAUUUCUAAGAUGUGCCGACACUGACACGUUGUACAACUACGCUGGCCUGCGUCGCAUUCUCAAGUGGGCUGCGACUGGAUCCCAAGCAUUCCGAAAUGCUUCUUUAGAGCUUCGUAAAGCGAAAGCUGGAGUGCGCGUUGAAAAGCCGAGGUGGCAACUGUGCGUCGACUCGGUUAACGCAGCGAUGGCCGAGAGUGUAGGCUACAUCUACGUGCAACGCAAAUUUAGCCAUGAGGCUAAGGAAGAGGCAGAAGACCUUGCCAGAAGGAUCAUGGCGACAUUCAAUGAAUCUCUCCAAACGCUUAAGUGGAUGGAUAACAAGACUAGAGCUGCAGCAGAGAAAAAGUUGAGUAAAAUGGGAACCAAGAUUGGAUAUCCUGACUGGCUAUUCAACACGACCUACAUUGAGGAACGUUACAAAUUUGUACCAAAUCUUCCCCUCAAGGCACCCUACGGGGAGAUGAUGCACUCAAUAGCAAAAAACAACUGGAAGCGGGAAAUGCUGAAACUGCGCCGACCAUACGACAAGGAUGCUGAGUGGCUAGUCGGUGCAGCGGUUGUCAAUGCUUUCUACAAUCCGAACAGCAAUGAAAUGGUGUUCCCUUCAGGAAUUCUUCAAGGGGUCUUCUAUGAACAUGGACUUCCAAGAUCCAUCAACUUUGGAGCCAUUGGCAUGGUCGUCGGCCACGAGAUGACGCAUGGCUUCGACGAUCAAGGAAGUCAGUUCAAUGCAGAAGGUGCUCUCAAGCAAUGGUGGACCAACGAAACUCGCACUGAGUUCACGAAGAGGACCAAAUGCUUUGUGGAUGAAUACGGAAAUAUUACCGACAAGAAAGCGAACAUGACGCUUAAUGGAAAGAACACUGUGGGCGAGAACAUUGCCGACAACGGCGGGCUGCGUAUGGCUUUCGAGGCGUAUAACCAACUUCUGAAAAAGGAGUACAAAAACGUAGACACUCGUUUGAAGGGUCUGGAAAACGUCUCGGGGAAGCAGCUGUUCUUCAUAUCCAACGGAAUGGUAUGGUGCAGCUUGACCCGCCCCGAGUACCUUAAGCAGCAGAUUCAGUAUGACCCGCACAGUCCCGGUCCAUACAGAAUCAACGUGCCCAUGUCAAACAUGAAAGCAUUCUCCGAGACCUUCAACUGCCCAGCGAACUCAACCAUGAACCGUACAAACCGGUGCAGUUUGUGGUGAAGCUUUCUCACAAGGGAUUGGAAAGCAAGGCUCCAUCCAUUACCAGCGUGACGGAAGAUAUGCACUAACCUACAGGUUGUUACAAUAAACAACAGUGAACUCAA
Dermacentor silvarum is the source of this 2302-nucleotide messenger RNA. Its product is annotated as neprilysin-1-like. Gene Ontology annotation, molecular function: metalloendopeptidase activity. Bases 27 to 2198 code for a protein of 723 amino acids. Gene Ontology annotation, cellular component: plasma membrane. Gene Ontology annotation, biological process: protein processing. The transcript has 21 exons. The record is from RefSeq and is a predicted model, not a curated record. NCBI's taxonomy places the organism in Eukaryota, Metazoa, Arthropoda, Arachnida, Ixodida, Ixodidae.